Molecule: messenger RNA, 1489 nt
Organism: Camellia sinensis
Lineage: Eukaryota; Viridiplantae; Streptophyta; Magnoliopsida; Ericales; Theaceae
Source: RefSeq, a predicted model, not a curated record
CUGGAAAACCCAUAUCUAUAUAACUACAACUCUGCUCUUUAUAUCUGUAAUAAUUUGCUGCUUAUUUUUGCCAUACAAAACCCUAAUUCUCUGAAUACCCGUACUCUCUCUUUUCUCCGUCUACAUCUAAAAUCAUUGAGCUUUAGAAGAAGAAGAAGAUUGAAUCAAUUGAAGCAAUCGUUCAGUUUAGUGUGUGAUGAUUGUGAGUAGUGAGAGCAUGGUGUCUGAAGCAGAGAUGUCCAUUCUCGGUGUUCAUCACCUCUCCGUUCCCAAAACCCCCAUCCUACCCAUUGAAAAGCCCUUCUUCUCCGAGUCUGAGUCGGUUGUUGCGAGUACUGAGUUUGUUCCAACCAUUCGUUCUGGUAGCCACACAGACAAAGGACACCGUCAAUUCAACGAAGACGAACACAUCCUAAUCGACCAUCUCUCCACCCAAUUACCCUCUCUCUUCCUCUCUCCAUCGCCGACUUCUUUCUACGCCGUCUUCGAUGGACACGGCGGUUCCAACGCUGCAUCGUCUUAUCUCAAACAGAAUUAUACAAAACUCUUCUUCCAAGAAGCCAAUUUUCCCCAAAAACCCCAAGAGUUGGAAGACUAUAACCGCAAAGCUUUUCUAAGGGCUGAUCAAGCCCUAGCUGAUAAUGUUCCUGCUUUUUGUGGAACAACUGCACUGACCGCCAUUGUCAUCGGUAAACACCUCUUCAUCGCCAAUGCCGGUGACUCUCGAGCCGUGCUCUGCCGGAAAGGAGUCUCAAUCCAGAUGUCUUUCUCAAUCCAGAUGUCUGAAGAUCACAGGCCCACGUGUUUGUCAGAGCGCAAGAGGGUCGAAGAUUUAGGGGGAUACUUUGAUAAUGAUGGGUACCUCAACGGUGAUCUCGGGGUCACCCGAGCCCUCGGUGACUGGUACAUGAAAUUCCCGAUUGGUUCUUCGUCGCCUCUGAUUGCCGAGCCAGAAUUUCAACACACUGUGUUAACGGAGGACGAUGAGUUCUUGAUUGUGGCGUGCGAUGGAGUCUGGGACGUGAUGUCGAACCAGGACGCAGUCAGAUUAGUUCGCGGUGGACUGAGGAGUUGUAAUGAUCCACAGCAGUGUGCCAGAGAGCUUGUUAAUGAAGCGGUGCGCUUGAAUGCGAGUGACAACCUCACCGCCAUUGUUGUGUGCUUCACUUCUGGGAUUGAUUGCAGAGAUCACUAUCAGCGGCCAAGGUUGAGGUGCUGUAACCUGUCUGAAGAGGCUAAGAAGAAGUUGAGGAGCUUGUUGGAAGGCAACUCUGAUCAAAUGUAGAUGCAAAUUGUUCUAUUCUCUGCAACUAAUUUGAAGUGUAAAUGUCAAUUCUUUAUUAAAAUUUCUUGUUAGAAACAUAAAGAAUGUUGAUUUGUUUAUGGCUGCUUCAGAUUAAUUAGACAAAAAGUGGCUAGCAGCUUUGGCGGGUAAUAUGCCAUGUCCUUAUUUGAAAGAUACAAAUUAUAAAUACAGAUCUUGUCAAGC